UGCCAGUACCACCACCACCAUGACCUCUGUGCCUGCCGGUACUGCCGCGCGCACACUCACUACAGCAACAGCCGCAGCUCCAUCUCCGCAAUUGCAAUCAAGAUCCCAUCCUCCUCUUUCUCAUCCCCACCCAUACCAAAUUCAACAACACCAACAUCAACCUACAUACGCAGCAACCCAAAUUAGAACCACCCAAAACCCUAACCAGACCCAGCAAGUCCCCAAUUCAUCAACUGCGACUUGUCAGGGUGUCCUCUACCCUGUGGCUUCGUCGGGACGCGGCUUUAUUUCUAACCCCAACAGGCCUCCACUUCUUCAGAAACACGCGGUUACUGUUGCGAAUCCUGGUGGGUACCCACUUCUUCCCGUCGGGUACCCGAGGGUGCAUCCAGUUGGGGCCGUUUCGCCACAAUUUGAUGGCGCCGUGAACUUGCACCACAUGGUUAGGCACCCUAGUCCCCACUUGCAGCAACAGCACCAGUACCGCCAGCCUGUUGGGUAUGCAGCUGCUGCUGGUGGUGGUGUGAUCAAGGGGGUUCCAGUCUCUGGGCAACAAAAGGUUGCUCCAUCUCCAUCUCCUGUCUCUGAUUCUAAUGGCCAUAAAAAAACGAGGGAUAGAAGCAGAGAUGAUACUACCAUAAUUAGAGAUCGAAAAGUUAAAAUAUCAGAUGGAUCUUCUCUUUAUGCUCUUUGCCGAUCAUGGUUGAGAAAUGGGGUUCCUGAAGAAAGUCAGCCACAAUAUGGAGAUGGUUUAGUGUCUCUUCCAAGACCUUUGCCAAUACCUCCAGCUGAAGCUCAUAGGCCAGCAAAAAAGGAUGGCAGCGAAGAAGUAGAGGAAGAUGCAGUGGAUGAGGAAUCUGUUGAUCAUCUUUCGACGGAUGAUAUAUUAAAAAGACACAUCAAGCGUGCUAAAAAGGUUCGAUCAAGGUUAAGAGAAGAAAGAUUAAAACGAAUAGCCAGGUACAAAACCAGGCUAGCUCUUCUACUUCCACCACUCAUAGAACAGUUCAGAAAUGAUACAAAUGCAGGAAACUGAACCCUACUGGCAUAUCAAGACAUCAUCAAUGUGCCCGAACUGAUCAGUGUGCCCUCAUCCGUUCAUGCCACCCCGAUAAACACAUGGAGACUGGAGAGUGGGAAGAGUAGAAUGCUGAUCCCAUAGUUGAUUAAAAUCUUGCAAGCUUUUUUUGUGAGUGUUCAUGAACUUGUUAGCUUCCCUGUAUUGCAUUAGAUCUUCCUAAUUAUUAACAAAUUCAUAGUUGGAGACUGAAUUUUCUUUUUCCAGAAGAAGGGUGAGAAAACUGCCAUUUUAUUAUCUUCCUGUAGUGUUCCUAGGUUGGUGAGGAGUUAUAGGAAUUUCCCCCUGUUUUUUUUUCCUUGUCUGUUUGUUCAGUUUCUACUUUUGAGUUUUGACCAGAGUUUGAUAGACAGACUGCAUGGAAAGUUAAAUUUAUCCUUCUUUUUGAAAA
Molecule: messenger RNA, 1469 nt
Organism: Tripterygium wilfordii
Lineage: Eukaryota; Viridiplantae; Streptophyta; Magnoliopsida; Celastrales; Celastraceae
Exons: 7
Coding region: 20-1036 (338 amino acids)
Cellular component (GO): transcription repressor complex
Source: RefSeq, a predicted model, not a curated record